GGGAGCUCCUGCGUGCGGCUGGUGGAGCAGCACCGCUCCGCCUGGUGCUUCGCGCUGCUGGUGCUGGGCUACCUGCUCUACCUGGUGUUCGGCGCCGUGGUCUUCUCCUCGGUGGAGCUGCCCUACGAAGACCUGCUGCGCCAGGAGCUGGGCAAGCUGAAGCAGCGCUUCCUGGAGGAGCACGCCUGCCUCUCGGAGCAGCAGCUGGAGCAGUUCCUGAUGCGGGUGCUGGAGGCCAGCAACUACGGCGUCUCGGUGCUCAGCAACGCCUCGGGAAACUGGAACUGGGACUUCACCUCCUCGCUCUUCUUCGCCAGCACCGUGCUCUCCACCACGGGUUAUGGACACACAGUGCCUCUAUCUGAUGGGGGAAAGGCUUUCUGCAUCAUCUACUCGGUCAUUGGGAUCCCGUUCACGCUGCUGUUCCUGACGGCCGUGGUGCAGCGCAUCAUCGUGCACGUCACCAGGCGGCCGGUGCUGUACUUCCACAUCCGCUGGGGCUUCUCCAAGCAGGUCGUUGCAAUCAUCCAUGCUAUGAUCCUCGGCUUCAUCGCUGUCUCCUGCUUCUUCUUAAUCCCAGCAGCAAUAUUUUCUGUCCUGGAAGAUGACUGGAAUUUUUUGGAGUCUUUUUAUUUUUGUUUCAUUUCCCUGAGCACCAUUGGCCUCGGAGACUAUGUGCCAGGAGAAGGCUACAAUCAAAAAUUUCGAGAGCUGUAUAAAAUUGGAAUUACAUGUUAUCUGUUGUUGGGCCUUAUCGCAAUGUUGGUGGUUCUUGAGACUUUCUGUGAACUCCAUGAGCUCAAAAAGUUUAGGAAGUUGUUUUACGUGAAGAAGGACAAGGAGGAGGACCAAGUGCAUAUAAUGGAACAUGACCAGCUCUCCUUCUCUUCCAUCUCAGACCAAGCAGCCUCCAUGAAGGACGAUCAGAAGGCAAACGAGCCUUUUGUGAAUUCCCAGUCCCCAACUUCCAAUGACAGCUCUCUAAACAAUUAAUACACGGGUAUCCAUACCAGUGUUUUGGUGCAUUUAUGCUACUUACCAUAAGAAAUAGAAAGCCUCAUAUUUUUUUCUCAAAAUAUAAAAGCUGGAACUGUGCUACUUUAACAAGGAUUCAUCACUUCUGAAGUAGAAAAGACAUUUGGGAAAAAUGUGGGAGCCACCCUGGGAAAAGGGAAUAAAUAUAAGAUGUGGCUGGGAACAUAAGGCCAUUUUGGUUGAGGGAUAAGGAUUUAGGUGUACCACAAUCAGAGAUGCCAGAGAGAAAGGCUUGCAUUAGCAACUUCAUUGAACAUCUUUAAGAGACUAGGCCUUCACUGACAUCCGGCUCAAUGAGUUGCACGCCCCAUCUUGCAACUGGUUUUGACAGCAGGGUUGUGCACUUCUGAUAGUCACAGUUUUAAUCAAAUUAAAGCUAGCAUCUUUAGCUGGAAAAUGUUUUCAGAGCAAUAUCUCUACAUCUGACGGAGGGGGAGAAUAUCUAAGUCAUUCCUCUAUUACCUUGUAACUUGAAGGUAAAAUAAUUCUAGGACGGCAAAAC
Ficedula albicollis (Collared flycatcher) is the source of this 1537-nucleotide messenger RNA. It is a transcript of the gene KCNK1, whose product is annotated as potassium two pore domain channel subfamily K member 1. Gene Ontology annotation, molecular function: potassium ion leak channel activity. The transcript has 3 exons. Gene Ontology annotation, biological process: potassium ion transmembrane transport; stabilization of membrane potential. Lineage: Eukaryota; Metazoa; Chordata; Aves; Passeriformes; Muscicapidae. The annotation marks the transcript as partial. Gene Ontology annotation, cellular component: membrane. The record is from RefSeq and is a predicted model, not a curated record.